AUGCCAGUAACAUUCCCAGCCGGAAAAAUCUACCUCGUCCACCGCAGCGACUACGCUUCACAUGCCGAGGAAGGUAAAAUCACCGAAAUCUAUGGCUGUUACACAACCCUCGUUGAAGCCACGAAGCGCGCAAGAGCCGAAGUCAGAGCUCUAGAGAGAGAAUGUACGCCAAUGAGAAAAAUGAAUGUUGAGUAUGACCCACUGUUUGGGGCUAUGGUGUGGGUGCAUGAUGGGGGGUAUGCGGAUAUUGAGAAGUCUCUCAUUUCUGUUCAGAAGAUGGAUAUUGAGCGGUAUUCUGAAGGAGAGGCUUCAGACGAUGAGGAUUUCGACGACGGUGACGAUGAGGAGCCAGAUAGUGAAGGUUUGGGUCUUCAAUUGGAAUCUGACGAAGAGAGCGAAGAAGAAGAGGAGCCAGAGCCUGAGAGUAUUAUUGGCAUCGACCCACGACCACCUCUAGCUCCCUUUUCAGCUCAUCGUCAACGUCAACAAGACCACGAACCGACUCAAACAAACAAUGAACCAGCCAGAGUCCGUACGUUGUACACCCCAGAGGCCUACCCACCUCCGCCACCAGCUCGAGUCCCUGCGCGACAAAUCCAACGCCUCGCGGGACGCGUCUUCGCAACAGCAGGUACACAGCGACCCCUAAAUAGAGCUGCCAUCAAUAGCCUCAUUCGUACUCAUGGAGGUACGGUAGUACCGCUUUUACCGAUCAGAGAUCAAAUUCAAUUCGUGGUGCUCGGUGAUGAUGUUAGUGUGCAGAUGCUGAAUGAAAUGGGGGAGAAGGGUAUUGCGGCUAUGAGGCAGGAUCAGCUUUUGGAGAUUCUUGGGGUGGGCGGUUGA
Messenger RNA from Mollisia scopiformis, 843 nucleotides. RefSeq lists its product as uncharacterized. The coding region runs from base 1 to 843 and encodes 280 amino acids. Lineage: Eukaryota; Fungi; Ascomycota; Leotiomycetes; Helotiales; Mollisiaceae. The transcript has a single exon. The record is from RefSeq and is a predicted model, not a curated record.